GCCUGAGAGGAGCUGAUGGAAACAGAUAAGUAAAAGCCCAACUCCAUACUGGAAGAACAAGAAGACAGGAUCUGAAGCAGAAAGAAUAUCUUUUCCCUGCAGUAUCCAGUUUUAUGGUGGGUAGUAUUACAAGGAUAGUGCGCAAUUACGCAUAACCAAAGAAAGAAGAGAUCAUUCCAGCAUUGCAUUCCGUUAUUAAUGAAAGCCGCGUAAAAUCGCAGUCUUUUUUAACGUGGAUUUUGACGUGUGCGUGAAUAAUGACGGCUGAGGUCCAGCAGCCCUCCGUGCAGACCCCUGCUCACAGUAGCCCCAUGUCGGAGAAACCGCACGGACAGACGCCUGUGAUGGAGACCUCCUCUUCCUCCUCCAGCACCAAAACUAAAAAGACGAACGCUGGAAUUCGUCGUCCUGAAAAGCCCCCGUACUCUUACAUCGCUCUCAUUGUCAUGGCCAUCCAGAGCUCUCCAACCAAACGACUCACUCUGAGCGAAAUUUAUCAGUUCCUACAAAGCCGCUUCCCGUUUUUCAGAGGCUCGUAUCAAGGCUGGAAAAAUUCGGUGCGUCACAAUCUGUCUCUGAACGAGUGCUUUAUCAAGCUGCCCAAGGGUCUGGGUAGACCCGGUAAGGGCCACUACUGGACCAUCGACCCAGCCAGUGAGUUCAUGUUCGAGGAGGGAUCUUUCCGCAGGAGGCCGCGGGGAUUCAGGCGCAAAUGUCAGGCGCUCAAACCUUCCAUGUACAGCAUGAUGAACGGGCUGGGGUUCAAUCACAUACCCGAGUCCUAUAACUUUCAGGGGGGCGGCGGGGGCCUGUCUUGCCCUCCAAACAGUUUAUCUUUGGAGAGUGGGAUUGGGAUGAUGAAUGGACAUUUGGCCAGCAAUAUGGAAGGAAUGGGCUUGGCAGGACACUCCAUGUCCCAUCUAUCAACGAAUAGUGGACAUUCCUACAUGGGCAGUUGCACGGGAUCCUCAGGGGGUGAGUACCCCCAUCACGACAACUCUGCAUCGCCGCUUCUCGCCAGCGGGGGAGUGAUGGAGCCGCAUGCGGUGUAUUCUAGCACGGCCUCGGCCUGGCCUCCAGCGCCCCCGGCCUCUCUAAAUAACGGGGCGUCUUACAUCAAACAGCAGCCGCUCUCUCCGUGUAACCCGGGAGUCAAUCCACUGCAGCCCAGUUUACCCACACACUCUCUGGAACAGUCCUACCUGCACCAGAACGGCCACGGCAACACCGACCUUCAAGGUAUACCGCGCUACCAUUCCCAAUCUCCCAGCAUGUGUGACAGGAAAGAAUUUGUCUUCUCUUUUAACGCCAUGACCUCUUCAUCGAUGCAUUCACCAGGGAGCAGCUCUUACUACCACCAUCAGCAGGUCUCAUAUCAGGACAUCAAACCCUGUGUGAUGUGACAGCAUUAUUACAAAGAAGACUUAAUGCAACGACGAGAAACAGAGUAAACUGACCCAAAAUAAACAAGGAGUGGGAUAUAAGUGGCUCUUUUGGAAAGAGACAUGGAAUUAAGAAUUGCCGUUUAUUACUAAUCAGAACUUGGCCAUAGAAACGCAUUGUUAGAAAAUUUCAAACUCAAAGGAGCACUUGGAAAAAACCUUCAGCUUCAGCUAUCUGCGAAUCAUAAGAUCGAGGACAGAAAAGCCACAGCAUCUCGUUUCCAACAGCUCGGUACUAACUCUGCUGGCGGAUGACUACCACACUCGGAGAUGCAAAGAUGAGUGAAACGCUCCGAUGUUGAUAUAUUGUUUUUAAAGACGAGUUUGUAUCGUUUGGAUAAACGUUUUCCUACAAUCAUUUUCAUUUUGCUUAAAACGGUGAAAACCAUAAGCACGCGAAAUGGAGGCACUUUUAAACCCAAAUGCGCAACUUAUUUAUUCUGUUAAAAUGUUUAAUUUUAGGCUACAAUUAUAGCCACAGUAUUGACCACUUUAUUGGCAAUAUUUGCCCAAUGUAACAUUAAGGUUAAAUAUAAGCACUGUUAGUUAUUUUGAUUGUUUAUUUAGUUGUACAAACCUAUAUUGAAACGUCUUAUUUCUCAAGCACUGUAUAACAUGUACAUGGUGCAAGACAUAUCUUUUAGUAGGAUUUUUGUGUCCCUUUUCAAUGAAUUUAAAUAUUAGUUGAUGUAAUCCUUCAGUUCAAUUGAAAAUUAAAGUAAUGGCAUGGA
This is a messenger RNA of Rhinichthys klamathensis goyatoka, 2173 nucleotides long. RefSeq names its product forkhead box F1 (gene foxf1). The coding region runs from base 258 to 1403 and encodes 381 amino acids. Gene Ontology annotation, cellular component: nucleus. The record is from RefSeq and is a predicted model, not a curated record. Gene Ontology annotation, molecular function: DNA-binding transcription factor activity, RNA polymerase II-specific; RNA polymerase II cis-regulatory region sequence-specific DNA binding. The transcript has 2 exons. NCBI's taxonomy places the organism in Eukaryota, Metazoa, Chordata, Actinopteri, Cypriniformes, Leuciscidae. Gene Ontology annotation, biological process: animal organ morphogenesis; regulation of transcription by RNA polymerase II.